CGUUCUUGUUCUAGAACAUUCCUGAUUUUUUUGGACACCAGCCUCUCUCGGACCUUCCACACUCUUCCAAUUACCACCUUAAAAACCCUCCCCUUCCGCUAACUUUCUCCCCAAGACACACAACGCUGCAAAAAAAAAAAAAAAAAAAAAAAAAAAAAAAAGAGCCAUCACACACACCAAAACACCAAGCUCUCUCUUUCCUCAUCAAGCUCGCUCUAAUGGCGUCCUCAAUUGCUCUCAAGCGCCUCCUCUCCUCCAACCUCUUCUCGAAGUCCAUCCCUGCGCCGAUUCGCCCCAUAGCUAACCUCCCGUCCGCUGCGUCCAGGUACUUCAACACCAAUGCCGUGCGCACCUACGACGAAGGCGACUACGACGACCGUGAUGUCGAUGUCGAUCGCCGAUCUGACCGCUCCCUCUCUCGCCCCCUCGGCCGCGACGAUUUCCUCUCAGAUUUUUUUGAUCCGUUUUCGCCGACGAGGAGCUUAAGCCAGGUCCUGAACCUGAUGGACCAAUUCAUGGAGAAUCCAUUCCUCUCCGCCCCGCGCGGCGGCUUGGGGGCGGGAAUCAGCCGCGGAUGGGACGCGAAGGAGACCGACGAAGCGCUGCAGCUCCGGGUGGACAUGCCGGGGCUGGACAAACAGGACGUGAAGGUGUCGGUGGAGCAGAACACGCUGAUCAUCAAAGGCGAAGGUGCAAAGGAGCAAGGCGAGCAGGAGAGUGCAAGGAGGUACAUGAGCAGGAUUGAUCUGCCGCAGAAGCUCUACAGGACUGAUCAGAUCAAGGCCGAGAUGAAGAAUGGUGUGCUCAAAGUGGUUGUGCCUAAGGUCAAAGAUGAUGAGAGGUCUGAUGUUUUCCAUGUCAAUGUUGAGUAGAAGAUCAUAGAAUAAUGUCUGGUUUUGAGUUUCUGAAUGCCAGUCUUUAGUUUCUGAAUGCCAGUCUUUCUUUCUUUUUCUACAAAUGUUUGAGGGGGUUUUGGUAUCGAAUACUAAGGAUUGUGAAUGGAUGUUUUGUUUUCUGAUA
Molecule: messenger RNA, 1020 nt
Organism: Morus notabilis
Lineage: Eukaryota; Viridiplantae; Streptophyta; Magnoliopsida; Rosales; Moraceae
Product: heat shock 22 kDa protein, mitochondrial
Exons: 2
Coding region: 219-872 (217 amino acids)
Source: RefSeq, a predicted model, not a curated record